GUUCCUGUGUUCAAUCUCAUUUUUUUUGCAUUUCUUCUAUUGGUUGAACCGUUGCCAUAUAGAUAUGGCCCUCAACCAAGACGUGGAACGUGGAUGGUCGGAUGCGAUAACACAGCCUCUCAUCCCCCAAGUGAAGAUCUCUGAUUGUGAAGAAGAUGGGGCCCAGAAAAAGGAUCAAGGAUCACUUUGGAUGGUCUUGAUCAGCACAUGUGUUGCCGUCUGCGGCUCUUUCGAAUUUGGAACAUGCGUGGGCUAUUCCUCUCCAACUCAAUCUGGCAUCAGGGAUGAUCUUGGUCUAUCGCUAGCUGAGUACUCGGUUUUUGGUUCGAUUGUGACAAUUGGGGCGAUGAUCGGCGCAGUCACGAGUGGGCGCAUUGCCGAUAUCAUCGGUCGGAAAGGGGCAAUGAGAAUGUCAGCGGUUUUCUGCAUUGUAGGAUGGCUAGCUAUUUACUUCUCUAAGGGUGCCGUGUCGCUCGACAUUGGAAGAAUUUGCACUGGGUAUGGAGUAGGCAUUAUUUCUUAUGUGGUACCAGUGUUCAUAGCCGAAAUAACACCCAAGAAUCUUCGAGGAGCACUCACGACAAUUAAUCAGCUCCUCAUCUGUACUGGAAUGUCCGUUGUGUACAUAGUCGGCACGGUUGUUACAUGGCGUGCACUCACACUAAUUGGACUUAUUCCAUGCAUUAUUCUGCUCUUGGGUCUCUUCUUCAUUCCCGAGUCUCCGAGAUGGCUGGCCAAGGUUGGCCGCCAGAAAGAGUUUCAAUCUGCAUUACGGAGGCUUCGUGGCGAAGAUGCUGAUAUUUCUGAGGAAGCAGCUGAAAUUCAAGAUUAUAUCGAAACACUUCAGCGCCUUCCGAAGGCUAGAAUACAAGACCUCUUUCAAAGGAGAUAUGCUCAUUCAGUAAUCGUUGGUGUUGGCCUAAUGCUGUUUCAGCAAUUGGGAGGGAUCAAUGGCAUUCAAUUUUACGCGAGUGAAACCUUUGUCUCUGCCGGAUUUUCUUCUGGAAAUGUUGGGACAAUUGCCAUGGGACUAAUUCAGGUUCCAAUAACGGCAAUUGGUGCAGUCUUAAUGGACAAAUCUGGAAGAAGGCCUCUUUUGAUGAUGUCUGCAACAGGGACAUGUCUAGGCAGCCUUCUAUGUGGCAUUUCAUUCUAUUUGAAGAGCCAUGAUCUGUUGCUUGGCUGGGUCCCGAUACUAGCUCUCACUGGAAUACUGGUGUACUUGGGAUCGUUCUCCUUAGGAAUGGGAGCAGUUCCUUGGGUUAUGAUGUCAGAGAUAUUCCCGAUAAACAUAAAGGGAAUCGCUGGAAGCUUGGUGACUCUGGUCACUUGGUUUGGUUCUUGGGCUGUUUCAUACACUUUCAACUUUUUCACAAGUUUGAGCUCAUCAGGUACCUUUUUCUUCUAUUCUGGAGCUAGUCUGGCAACCGUUCUAUUCGUCGUGAAGGUAGUACCAGAAACUAAGGGCCGAACUCUUGAAGAAAUACAGAUCUCUAUGAACACAUGGAGAGGGGAAAAGAGAGAGAGAGUUGAAAAUGUUUGCUAACGAAGUAUUUUGAAAAUUUUCUGUCUUGUUGAAGAUGAAAUGCUUCGUAGAAACAAUAAGAAAAUUGAAUACAACAUUCUUCUGGGCCCAUUUGGCAAAAAUCCAAUUAAAUUCUCCUAUUGUAACUUUAUGUUCUAGUGGAAAAUUUGUUCAACA
Magnolia sinica is the source of this 1702-nucleotide messenger RNA. RefSeq names its product sugar transporter ERD6-like 7. The transcript has 18 exons. Gene Ontology annotation, molecular function: sugar transmembrane transporter activity. Lineage: Eukaryota; Viridiplantae; Streptophyta; Magnoliopsida; Magnoliales; Magnoliaceae. Gene Ontology annotation, cellular component: membrane. The record is from RefSeq and is a predicted model, not a curated record. Bases 65 to 1546 code for a protein of 493 amino acids. Gene Ontology annotation, biological process: transmembrane transport; carbohydrate transport.